This is a messenger RNA of Staurois parvus, 282 nucleotides long. Lineage: Eukaryota; Metazoa; Chordata; Amphibia; Anura; Ranidae. The record is from the annotation of a GenBank genome assembly.
GCACGAACUGGCACAACCGCUGGGCACUGACUGGUGGCACUGCUGGGCUGCACUGGUGGGUGGCACUGGUGGGCAGCACUGAUGGGUGGGCACAGGUGGGUGGCACUGCUGGGCACAGGUGGGUGGCACUGCUGGGCACAGGUGUGUGACACUGCAGAGUGGCACAGGUGGAUGCAUUGCUGGGCACAGGUGGGUGCGCUGCUGGGCACAGGUGGGCGGAGCUUGUGGGUGGCACUGCUGGGCACAGGUGGGCGAACUUGUAGGUGGCAAUGCUGGGCACCG